Messenger RNA from Teleopsis dalmanni, 4146 nucleotides. RefSeq lists its product as uncharacterized. Bases 245 to 3931 code for a protein of 1228 amino acids. Lineage: Eukaryota; Metazoa; Arthropoda; Insecta; Diptera; Diopsidae. The record is from RefSeq and is a predicted model, not a curated record. The transcript has 5 exons.
GACAAUUAUAUUUUCCGCAAUAUUCAAAUUUUUGGACGUUCUAGUUUCUAAGAGUUCAAAUUUACAAGAAUCAGGUGUAAAAUAUAAUCAAUUCCACAUUACAUUCCUGUAUGUACUAAAACGCAACUAAGUUUCGAGUAUACUCUGUUCGUCAAGCUAGCAUCGACUUAAUUAGAACAGAAUACCGAAGUACCGAAGUUUUUAGUAUAAAGCAUCGUCGCACUCAAUACGGUCGUGUUUUCGGAUGUCCGGGAAUACAGAAGUGAGUUUGGAAAAGUUGAUUUCGAAAGAAAUUGGUGAAGCAACUAUUCACGAAGAGGAUGCCGAACAAGAAAACGAUUCGAAAAAUGACGAAUCGUUUGAUUCGGUUGCCAACAUGGCGUGUUCUGAUAAUUCCCUUCGUGAAGUUGUAGGUAAAGAAGUGUCCAAUUCAAGAAAUAGUGAAUUGGGUAACUCAGCUUCGUCAAUGGGUUCGCACAAAAAUAUUUUAUUUGAAGAUGUGACCACACAUGCGCAUGAAACUGAAAAUAUCGCUAUAAGUUCAGGUGAACUUGCAGGUGAAAAUACUGCAAAUAAGAAAUUAAUAAGUUUUUUUGAAGAUAUGGGUUCGGAUGAUAAUCUUACGUUUGAAAAAGCAUCCAUACAGGUCAACAGUGAUAAUACAAAUGAGAAUACUUUAUAUGAAGAAAAUAAUGAUUCGCAGGCUUAUGAAGAUUUAAUCACAUUUUCCGAUUCAGAUGUUGAACCUUUAAAUCAAGAAAGUGUUUUACAAAUUAAUGAUUCUGAAAAAGUCGAAUUAAAAGAGUUAAUUCCGCAGAUACCACACUUAAAUGGUAGUUUUUCACAUGAAGAAACAAAAAUGAAAGGUGAAAAAUAUGAUUUUUUUCUUUCCGAUACAUUUCACGAAUCAGAUAGCAGUUUACUUAAAAAACCAUUCACACAAAUAAAUGAUACCCAAACCGAUAAAUUGUUGGAUCUGCCUAUAAUAUUGACGGCAGAUAAUACUAGUUCGCAAAUAGAAACAGAUGAGAUUCCGCAAAUUGCUAUUCAAAGCUCAUUUGGUUCAAUAAUACACUCUAAUUUUUCUAAAAGUGAUGUAUCAGCAGGUCCAGUUACAGAUCUGAGCCAUGAUGAUAUUAUUUUGCGAAAAGAAACAAAUAACUUUUCACUAAUCUCUACUCAGAACUCAUUUGAAUCAAUAAUAUUUUCCACACCUGAUAAUAACCAAUCCAAUGAAGAACCAAUUAUGCAGGCAAAUGAUUCCGAAAACGAAACAUCAAAAGAUUCGAUUUUUGUUUUAAGUUCAGUUCAUAAUAUUUUUCAAGAAGAAUCAUAUAAUCUUUCACAGAUGUCAACUCGAAGUACAUUUGGUUCCAUAAUAAUAUCUCUACCAGAGAACAAUCAAUCUAAUGAAGAACCAGUUAUACAAACUAAUGAUUCUAUAAAGGAAGAAUCAGAAAAUUCAUUUAUUACUUUAAAUUCCGUUAAUAACCAAACUCAUGAAGAAAUAUAUAACAUGUCGCACAUUUUUACUCAAAGAGACUUUGGUUCUAUGAUAAUGUCUGUUCUUGAUAAAAACCAAGCCUAUGAAGAGCAAAUUAUGCGAUCAAAUGACUCUGAAAGCGUCAAAUCAAAUAACGAAGUCAGUUCUAUAAAAAUGUCUGUAUCAGACACUAACCAAUUAUUUAAAAAGGCAAUUGUAAAAGCAAACAAUUCUAAAAGUAAUGAAUCAAAAGAUGCGAUUACGGUUCCAAACUUAAAUUAUGAAAAACACAAUUCUUUUGUUACCGAAACAUUAUGCGGCUCUAAUAAUGUAUUACGUGAAGAAUCUUUUGAAGAAUUACACGGCUCCGAAAUCGGUGAAUCAGUGGAUACGGUUAUAACAUUGAAUACAGAAGAUAAAAUAUUUAAGGAAGAAACAAUUUCUAUGGCACAUAUGUCUUCUAAAAGUGCAUUUGGUUUAAAAAUAAUUUCUAUACCGGAUAAUAAACAAUCUUAUUUGGAAAAUAUUUUAGAAGAAAACGAUUUUAAGAACGAAAAGUUAGUACAUGCAAAUUCGAUCCCGAGCUUGGAUGUUUUAUAUGAAAAGCUAAAGAAUGAGUUGGACCAUUUUAAAAAACUCAACCAUUCUUUGUCGUCAAUAUCUUGCAAUUUCGAUAAUAUUUUACGUGAUUAUACGUUUACACCCGUAAAGAUUUCUAGAAGUGAUGAGUCACUAAAUUCGCUUGCAAUAUCAGAUCCAAAUAAUAAUGAUUUGGAAAAAGAAAUACAAGAAAUUACCGACGAAAAGUCAAGCGUUUUUGGUUCAAUUAUACAAAUCAACGAUUCUGAAAACUAUGGAGUAAAAGAUGCGAUAAUAGUUGCAAAUACAGGUGAAGAUGUCGUGGACAAGAAAACAGAUGAGUUAAUCGAUGCUCUUAUAAUUUCAAAUAAAAAUGAUGAUAUGUUACAAGAUAUAUCUAAUAGUAUUCCGGAAAUCUCAAUACAGAACUUAUUAGACUCAUCAAAUAUGAAAGACGUAGCAAAUCAUGAGGAAGAAUUAGAUCAACAAGAUGAAAAGUCCAAAAUGGAAAUUGUUCAGAAAACCCAUGAUUUAGAAACGGUGAAACCGGAACAGAAAAAAACUGAUGAGUUAGUGAUUGCUAACACACUUGUAAAACCACAAAUGAAUAAUAUGGCAAACUCUUUUGAAAAUAUUUUGGCGAAUAUUCCAGAAGCCAUACGUCGCUCUCCGAAUGAUUCGAAUUCAAAUAGUGACGGUCAGCAAAAUGGUCCUGAAGUUUUUUCAUAUUCAACAAGAGGACUUGCGUUGUCUAGUGCAAGAAAUGGUUUUGUACGAAACGGUGUUAUAACCGUGCGAACUAGAGGUGCGAUUCCAUACCGACCAAACCAUCGCCCUAUGUAUGUAAUCAAUUCCCUACAAGAGACGCAAAGGCGUAUGAGCAGUAAUCUGCCAUUAUCACAAAAUCUUGAUUGGCGAACCAGCAUUAAUAUUUUAACUAUGCAGACACAAAGAGUAAAUCAAGUCAGCAACCAAGUCAGUGAAUACAAUCACUUUGCUUCUCGCCGCAAUAAUCAAAACACAGCACAAGUUUGUUGGUAUGAAGACAAUAAUUCAAGAUCCCGUUACGGAAUUGAACCAAAUUACAAUAAUUCUUAUCCGAAUUAUAUGGCGUUAAGAUCCAACACCACUCCGGUUCCAGAAUUAAACAGAGCAAGCACCUUGGAAGAGCGCAUAGACGAACUUUUACAAAUUGUCAAGAAUCUGGAUGAUCUGUGCAAUAAUGCUGUAGUCAAAAUUACAACCCGAACUACGCAACAGGGCUCUAAAAAUGCAUUGAUUCGCAAUUUAUAUUCAACACUUUUUGAUGAAAAUAUUGGUAGUGUAUUGAAAACAACAAAGGGAAGGUUAUUAAUAUGUCGGGUAAUGCCUUAUUUGGGCAAUAAUCCAAAGCGUUGGAACAUUUGGAUUGAAGUUCUAGACUCUGUGCAACGUAUAUUCAAUAAGGAUCGCAGAGAGAUUAACAAAAUGUUAUGCAUUUAUUCUGAGUUUGAAAAGGAUGUUGAAACAGCCGAUUUUGGGACUAUCGUUCGAAUGGCUAAGGUUAUUCCACUAAACAGAAAAAAAAAUGCUCUAUUAUGUUGCCGCUUUGGCCUGUCCAUCCUUGUCUGUCUUAUAACUAAUGCAGAACGAGUCUAUGUCAGCGGUGAUGAUAGCACUAUGAAUAACAUCAACAAAAGUGCUUGGCGUUUCUUUUUAACUGAACUUGCUGUGGCUGUAAAUGACAGGAAGUACAUGCUUAUCACAAUCAAUGCCUCGCAGAAGUCUAAGGAAAGUGCUCUGAAGCAUCUCACUCGUUUUACUGGCUUGAAAUUGGAUAUGCUCGCGGAUUUUAUUACAAAAACCGUGGAAGUGCUUAAGGACACUUAAAAAAUAUCAUACACUUAUUAUAUCUCAUUAGUAAAUACAUUAAUGAAUUUCACAAUUACUUAUUUAACUUUAUCAUAACGUCAUAUUCUUAAAUAAUCAUUUAAAUAACUUUCAAUUAAAUGCUGUUCAUUCAGUCUAGUUUUACAUAUUACAAAAUGUGAAAAUUCACGGGCUAGAAAUAAGAAUGCCUUCGGAAAUAAAAUGUAUUUACUUAA